This is a messenger RNA of Klebsormidium nitens, 894 nucleotides long. The record is from the annotation of a GenBank genome assembly. NCBI's taxonomy places the organism in Eukaryota, Viridiplantae, Streptophyta, Klebsormidiophyceae, Klebsormidiales, Klebsormidiaceae.
AGUGUAGGCACUCUGGAAGCUUUGAAAAAGUUUCCUUCCUGGCACAUUCCUUGCAUGAUGAUGAAGGCGGCCACAUGAAUCGUCCUUCAAGCUGAGUCGAGGCGAAGAAGGGACAGAGCAACCGUUUUAUCUGAAGGCAAAAAGCAAGUCAACAAGAGAGCAGCAAAUCAGCAGAAUGAGCGCUUUCCAGCGGUGCUUGAUUCUAGCUGCGGAGGUUGCUGCAAAGACGGAAGCUGCAGCUGCUGGGGGGCUGACAAGCUCAGCAAAGCGUCGGGGCAAGAACUUUUUUGAGGUGGUCGCAGAUCUGCCGAACUGGGGGGUGGGGUCGAAGCUGCGGCGGAAACCCUGGAGCGAGACAGAGUAUUACGAAGUUACAAAAGUCAGGGUGAAGUCGCAUGAUGGACGAUCAGGGUCAGCAUGGGGCCUCUGGUACUCUUCCCCGUUUCACCCGGGCCCGGCAGAGGAGCAGAUUCGGGGCCUAGCAAAGCAUGACUGGAAAGUUUCUGCGGACACAAGCGAGCAGGUGUCCUGGAAGGAGGCAUACCGGGAACCGAAGACAAAGCCAAAGGCGGAGGCGAGUUGACAAGUGACAGAAGAUUGAAUGGGAGCGUUUCUGAGGUUUGAAAUAGAAGUCGGGAUUGUGCUGUAGUUGGGUACAGCAAUAUAUCCCACAGUCCAGGAUGUAUAGAUUGAACAUUGUCGCCUCUGGAACUCACAACCAUUUUGUGUAUCAGGGAAACAGACUGUACUUGAUUGCCAUGCCCACUCUGAACCUGACUCUGUAUGAGUGUGGGCGUGAUUCGCUUGAGCUGGUCCACAUAUGAAGCAGAUUUUGGGUAUACUCCUCAACUUGGAAGGAUGAGACACGUCUGGGGGCGCUCGCAAAUAAUGGCC